GACACAGAGAACAUGUCCUCUGACAGAAAGCCUUUGGUGGCAGCCAUUGACUUUGGUACUACGUACAGCGGCAUUGCAUUUUCCUUUAAACAUGACUACGAGAACGACCCUUUGAAGGUCAGAUCCAACAACUGGACAGCAGGCUUCCGGGUUCUGCAGACCCUAAAGACCCCCACCUGUAUUCUGUUCAAUAAAGACAAAGAGUUUGACUCGUUCGGUUAUGAAGCAGAGGAUAAAUAUUCAGAGCUGGCAGAGGAUGAGGAAAAUGAGGAGUUGUAUUAUUUUAAGGGGUUCAAGAUGUCUCUCUUUAACAAAGAGGAACCACUUUCAAAAGCCGUGAAAAUAAAAUCUAUAGACGGGAAGGAGAUGUUGGCUUUGGAUGUGUUUUCAGCGGCCAUUAAAUUCCUGAGGGGUCAGCUACGACAAUCUCUAGAAGAAGAAGGCGCCGGGAUCAGAGAAACUGAUAUUGGCUGGGUCUUAACAGUACCUCCUAUCUGGGACGAUACUGCCAGACAAUUUAUGAGAGAGGCGGCAGUUAGGGCUGGAAUAUCCGGGGACAAGUUACUGAUAGCAAUGGAGCCUGAGGCGGCCUCAUUAUACUGUAAACAUCUCCCCAUAGAGAAACUGCAGGAUGAGGGAGGCGUUCAGGGAUUCGGAGUCUUCUCAACGGAGAGCAAAUACAUAGUUCUGGAUUGUGGAGGAGGAACAGUAGAUAUCACCGUUUAUGAAGUACAACCUGAUCUCAGCCUAAUGGAGUUGUACAAAGCGAGUGGAGGGGCGUGGGGAGGGACUCAGGUAGAUGAGGCCUACAGACAGAUGCUGGUCAAAAUAGUAGGAUCUCCUACCAUCCUUGAGUUUUCCUGCUCAUAUGCAGCUGAUUACGUGGACAUGUAUAGAGAAUUCGAAAUCAAGAAGCGAUCCUUUAAAGGUGACACAAAGGGCAAGGUCACCAUAAGGAUUCCAAUAUCUCCGGUAGAGAUUUUCGAAGAGGACACAGGGCAGGAUAUAAAAGAGACAAUAGAGAAUACCAAGUAUUCAGGAAAAGUUAUGUGGGUUGGGGACAGAUGCAGAAUAACAGCAGAAGUGAUGAAGAGCUUCUUUGAAGUGGCAGGGGAUCAAAUUGUGGAUCAUGUUAGAGAUCUAUUAAAUAAACCGGAGAUCUCAGGAACCAACAACAUUAUAAUGGUCGGCGGAUUUUCUGAGUCACCAAUUCUACAGGACAUGAUCAAGCAAUCUUUCCCUAAUUUGAGAGUUAUUAUUCCCCCCGAACCAGAGCUUGCAGUUCUCAAAGGGGCAGUGAUGUUUGGACACAACCCAGUAACCAUUUAGUCUUA
Messenger RNA from Saccostrea cuccullata (small rock oyster), 1334 nucleotides. RefSeq names its product heat shock 70 kDa protein 12B-like. The transcript is spliced from 4 exons. The record is from RefSeq and is a predicted model, not a curated record. Bases 13 to 1329 code for a protein of 438 amino acids. Gene Ontology annotation, molecular function: ATP-dependent protein folding chaperone; ATP binding. Lineage: Eukaryota; Metazoa; Mollusca; Bivalvia; Ostreida; Ostreidae.